ACGUCAAACAAAUUCUUAAAAAAGUUCUUGCAUUUUCCAUCUACAUUUUCGUCGGCAUUUUGUUGUUUUCUUUUAUUCUGAUAAAUACGUAUAUAAAUUAGGUACCUACCUUGUUUGUGUUGUGCAAAUUCUGGAGCCUAACAUCAGUUACUUCAUAAAAAAGUUCGGAAAGUAAUUCAGAUAAAAUGAGUUUUGGACUUCCUUCAAUUAAAGUAAAGCCCGAGCAUGCAGUUGACAUUCAAGUUCAUGAAGGGCCAUUUGGUGUACCGGACCCUCUUGUUGCUGGGAUUGGGGGUUCAAAACUCAAACUUGGUACAACACAUCCAUUAGAAGUGUCUGAAAAAAACUACCACUUCAAUGAGGAGAAGAUGAAUAUGGCAAUGCUGCGCAACAUCCAGGGUCUCCAAGCACCUCUGAAGCUGUCAAUGGAAAGGAAGUUUGCUAGCAAGGUUGGUCGCCUUCCAUUCUUACCUAGUUCCAACUUGCAGAGGGAUGUACUUACAGGCAGAUACCUGGACAUAGGCUUCGAAGACAUCCUAAACACAUCGGACCUGUGUGAAGUAGCUGGGCAACCCCAUGCUGUUAUUGAAAGAUCACUUGGAUUAUUGUGAACUAGUUAAGUUGUAAUGUUUUUUCUCUUUUUUGGUAUAUACUUAUAAUAAACUAAAGCAUACUCUCA
Molecule: messenger RNA, 679 nt
Organism: Plodia interpunctella (Indianmeal moth)
Lineage: Eukaryota; Metazoa; Arthropoda; Insecta; Lepidoptera; Pyralidae
Gene: Pomp
Product: pomp
Exons: 4
Coding region: 186-611 (141 amino acids)
Biological process (GO): proteasome assembly
Cellular component (GO): nucleus; cytoplasm
Source: RefSeq, a predicted model, not a curated record